GCGGCCGGCGUCGGAGCGGGUCUGGGGAGCUGAGGAGCGAGCCGCGGCUGGGAGGGAAACCCAGAGUUGAGGGCGUGUGUCGGAGGAGGUCGAGAGCCCCGGGGGGGAGCGGACGGAGGUGGGGCCUGAGCGUCCCCGAGAGAACCUGGGGGACAGAGAGGCCCGAGAGGGAAAGAAAUGGAGGCAUGCAAAGAAGCUUCCAGAGCCUGAGGGACCGAGAGACAGGGAGGUCGAGGGAGGAGGGAAGCUGAGAACCAGGAGACCGAGGGCAAGAGGCUGAUGGUUCCACCGCGAGCCGCUCGCGGAGCCCGGGAGAGCAGUGUGAUCGCCCCGCGGACUGGGGACAUGCGGGAAGCGGAGACAGAAGUAGGCUGAGGCGAAGACAGUUUAAGUGGAGGAACGAGGACUGAGUGACGGGCAGAGUCGGACGCACCUGGAAGGGUGGAGACAGCGCCAUAGGGAGAACCUGGCAGAGCUGCCACGAGAGGGAUCGAGAGACGGGAGGAGCCGGCCAAGGGAGACUUGGAGAGGAAAGCGGAGAUGAGAAGGAGCGAGAUGGAUGGGGAAGCGGGGGUCAAGGCAGGAAGAAUGGAGGAAUCCUCAGUAUGGAGAGAAAUGAAGAGACAGUGCAGCCGGAGAGAUGGAGGGAGAGCGGAUAGACAGUGUCGAACUUAAACAUGGAGGGAUAAAGCCAGGCGAUGGAGAAUCAGGGGAAAAUGGAGAAAGAGGAGCAAAACCUGAAUCCCUGGGCUUGACUUCCUCACCUGCCACUUACUACCUGCUUGACCUCUCUGUGGCUCAGUGAAAUAGCUGUAACAGCAUCUUCUUAGGGUUGUGAGAAAAGUGUACGUGUGUAUGUGCACAUGUGCAUAUAUAUGAGUGUUUUGGUAUAGUACCUGAUACACCAGUGAGCGUUAGCUAUUGUGAAAGCCUCCGCCAAUUGGGAGACGGAAUAUCCGAUGGAGAAGUGGAGAGAGAUGGAGAGAUCGUCAGGAUGGAGGAAGAGACAGUGAUGGAGGAGGAAGAACUGGGGAGAGACAAAAAUGGAGAGUCAGAAAAUGAGAAAGUCAGGUGGAGGAAGAUAGUUGGAGAGAAAAUCAGAUUAAAAAAUAGAAUCAGAGUGGGAGAGAAUCAGACCAAUGAAGUGAGAUGGGCCCAGACUAGGAAAGGGAGGAGAGAGGAGGAGGGUUAGCAAGAUGGACUGGAAAAGACAAGACUGAGACCUGAAGAUGGAGAGCCAGAGAGGAGGAAAUGGGGAAGCAGAGAAAACCUGGAAAAGCCGUCAGGCUAGGAAAGAUAGGCCAGGAGACCAAGAGAUGGUCAGAGAGACAGUCAGAGAGAAACCAGCAGAUCCAGACAAUUGAAGAGGUUGACAAAGAGAACAGACUCCUGGAGAGCCAUGAGGAUGCUCUCAGAUGCGUGCAUGGGCGGCUUGCAGCCCGAGAGGCACGCUCUCCAUUUCAUUGUCCCUGUCCUGUUCUGAGGAUCACUGCCUCAGUAUCACAGCAACCUUUCAAGGCCUUGUCCUUUUCCUUUCCUCCUAAAACAGAAGUUUCCUCUGAAGCCAGGGUGGCAUCACCCAGCCCAGGUGUUCACCAAGAAGUGACGUGCGCUCCCCACAAGCUGCCGCUUCUGUGGGAAACAGCUCUGGCCGUUCACAAGCUCUUCCUCAGUCGAAACCCUUACCCGGCUCUAAUAACCCUCAGGGUCGGCCUGAGUUCCCGCUGAGACUCAGAGAUCCAGUCUCUGAGCUCUGUUCGCUGGUGGCCCUUGAGAGGCUGAAGGCAGAGUGGGUGAAAACAUUGUGAAGGCGAAUUGUGGCCUCUUGAGUGUGAUUUUCCCCAGGUUACGUGCCCCCCCUUCUCUCGCCAUUUUCCCCGUGUUGGUCAUCAUGGGGACGAAGCACUGGACUUGAGUGCCAGUGACUAGUGACCUUGUCUGUGCCUGCGUGGUGAUAAACACUGCGGUGUGUUGAGAUAGGUAUGUCCCCAUCUCAUAGAUGUAGAAAUCAGCCUCAAAGAAGUGACUUUGCCGCUGGUCACGCAUCUAGUAAAUGACGAAGCUGAGAUGCAAACCCAGAUCUGCUUGCCUCCACAGCCUUUACCACGAAGGCUCUGAUCAUUUAAGAAUCUGAGUGACCGACAUCCCUCCGGAAAACUGCACGGACGAGGAUGUGCUCUGUCUUAGUUAGGACUGAGGCAGCUGAAAGUCAGAACCCCAACUGGAAGCCGAGAUUUUCUUGCGUAGCCGGGAAGUGGAGGGUUGGAGGGAACGUAGCCCCAAGCACUGAGUGAGGUUGCCAGGCUUCCCCCCUUCUGUCCUUGUCGUGGCUUGGUGCCAUCCUUGUGCAUGCUCCUCCUCGCUGUGCCCACAUGUGGGCUCUUUUCUAGGGAAGGCUCAUCUUCAGGGGCUACUACAAAUGGCCCUGGGUUUAUGUCAUCUUUGCGUAGCCACAGUAGGUAAAAUGACAGCUCUCUCCUAGUAACUGAGUGUAAAUUCCAGAGAAAGGCCCCAAUUGGCCCUCCUCGGGUCCUGUGUCCGCUCCUCAGACCCAUCACUGGUUGAAGGGGGUGAAGGGUACCAUGAGUGGCCAGCCCUUGGUCACCUGCCCAACUGGUCAGGGGUCUCUGACUUAUGGCUCUCAGGACCGUGUGGAAUCCAGGAAGGGCUGCCCUCCCAAGGAAGGUGCGAACUGUUAGCAGAAAAAGAAGGAAGGGGUGUGCCAGGAGGCAGGACCAAAACAUACAUAACGCCAUGCUUGCAAUCGCGGGCUUCGUUUCAAAGGGCUCCUGGUGUCCUGAAGCUCAGUAGGCCCCAGGGGCCUGCAAACCCAGGAUGAACGCGUGUCCAUCCCAAGAUCGCUGCAGGAGUUGUGAGGUGCCCUGUGUGUCACCAGUGUGACCCAGGCCCUGGGCCGUUUACUCUGUCAUUGCCUGCAGGUGUCCUGUGGCAUCGGUGAGGAGGCACACUGGCUCUGUGAGGAGGAAGUGGUUCCUUACUGCACGCUCUGACCUCUCCCUGCGGGAGGUGGGGAAUAGAGGAGAAGAUUCGGUCCAGGUGAUCAGCCCCGAGGCCGGUUUUGCGACAGCAUCGUGACCAGCCAGAUCAUGCCUCCUCCCAGGACAAGGGAGGGCAGGGAUCACCGAGACCGACCCCGGGCGCCCAGGGAGAAGGAGGCCCCGGAGAAAUGGGACUGGAACUGUCCAGAGACACGUCGUCUCUUCGAAGAUGCCUUCUUCCGUGACGAGGAUUAUAUCCGCCAGGGUUCCGAGGAGUGCCAGAAGUUCUGGACCUUCUUUGAACGCUUGCAGAAAUUCCAGCAUCUCAAGACGGCCCGGAAGGAGGAGAAGGAUGCUGGGCCCCCGGAGCGCAGCAUCCCGGCGCUGGCCGACCUGCCUCGCGCUUACGACCCGCGUUACCGCAUCAACCUCUCCGUCCUCGGCCCCGACCCUCGGGGCUCUCGGGGGCCGGGCGGCCGCCUGCCCCGGGACAGAGUGUCCGAGUUCCGCCGAGCCCUCUUGCACUAUCUGGACUUCGGCCAGAAGCAGGCGUUCGGACGGCUGGCCAGACUGCAGCGGGAGCGCGCGGCGCUUCCCAUCGCCCAGUAUGCAAGCCGCAUCCUGCAGACGCUGGAGCGGCACCAGGUGGUGGUGGUGGCGGGCGACACGGGCUGUGGCAAGUCCACUCAGGUGCCGCAGUACCUGCUGGCCGCCGGCUUCAGUCACGUGGCCUGCACCCAGCCCCGGAGGAUCGCCUGCAUCUCGCUGGCCAAGCGCGUCAGCUUUGAGAGCCUCAGUCAGUACGGCUCCCAGGUCGGCUACCAGAUCCGCUUUGAGAGCACGCGUUCGCCGGCCACCAAGAUCGUGUUCCUGACGGUGGGGCUGCUCCUGAGGCAGCUGCAGCGGGAGCCGCGCCUGCCGCAGUACCAGGUCCUCAUUGUGGACGAGGUCCACGAGCGGCACCUCCACAACGACUUCCUCCUGGGCGUCCUGCGGCGCCUGCUGCCCCAGCGGCCUGACCUCAAGGUCGUCCUCAUGUCGGCCACCAUCAACAUCUCGCUCUUUUCCAGCUACUUCGGCGACGCGCCGGUGGUUCAGGUGCCCGGAAGGCUCUUCCCCAUCACGGUCGUGUACCAGCCACAGGAGGCGGAGCCGACGACGUCCAAGUCAGAGAAGCUGGACCCGCGGCCUUUCCUGAGGGUGCUGGAGGCCAUUGACAGCAAGUACCCCCCCGAGGAGCGGGGCGACCUCCUGGUCUUCCUCAGCGGCAUGGCGGAGAUCAGCGCUGUGCUCGAGGCCGCCCAGCCCUAUGCCAGCCACACCCAGCGCUGGGUGGUGCUGCCGCUGCACAGCGCCCUCUCUGUGGCCGACCAGGACAAGGUUUUUGAUGUAGCGCCCCCUGGAGUCCGGAAAUGCAUCCUCUCCACCAACAUCGCCGAGACCUCGGUCACCAUUGAUGGGAUCCGCUUCGUAGUAGAUUCCGGGAAAGUGAAGGAGAUGAGCUGUGACCCCCAGGCCAAGCUGCAGCGGCUGCAGGAGUUCUGGAUCAGCCAGGCCAGCGCCGAGCAGCGCAAGGGCCGGGCGGGCCGCACGGGCCCCGGGGUCUGCUUCCGCCUCUACGCCGAGUCGGACUACGACGCCUUCGCCCCCUACCCGGUCCCAGAGAUCCGCAGGGUCGCCCUCGAUGCGCUGGUGCUGCAGAUGAAGAGCAUGAGCGUCGGGGACCCCCGAACCUUCCCCUUUAUUGAACCCCCGCCGCCAGCCAGCCUGGAAACGGCCAUCCUCUACCUCCGCGACCAGGGGGCCCUGGACAGCUCGGAGGCCCUCACCCCCAUCGGGUCGCUGCUGGCCCAGCUCCCUGUGGACGUCGUGAUUGGAAAGAUGCUGAUCCUGGGCUCCACGUUCUGCCUGGCGGAGCCUGUGCUCACCAUCGCCGCCGCCCUCAGCGUCCAGUCGCCCUUCACCCGCAGCGCCCAGGGCAACCCAGAGUGUGCGGCAGCCCGGCGGCCCCUGGAGAGCGACCAGGGCGACCCCUUCACUCUCUUCAACAUCUUCAAUGCCUGGGUGCAGGUGAAGUGCGAGCGGAGCAGUAACUCUCGCAAGUGGUGCCGCCGCCGGGGCAUCGAGGAGCACCGGCUGUACGAGAUGGCCAACCUGCGGCGCCAGUUCAAGGAACUGCUGGAGGACCACGGGCUGCUGGCUGGGGCGCAGGCCCUGGAGCCGGGGGACAGCUACAGCCGGCUGCGGCAGCGCCGGGAGCGCCAGGCCCUGUUCCAGCUGAAGCGCCAGCACGAGGAGGGCGGGGCGCGCAGGCGCAAGGUGCUGCGGCUCGGGGACCAGGACGGCGGCUCCAGCGACGAGGACCCGGCCCGCCCAGCCUCCCAGGGGGCAGGCGGUAGCGUGGACAUCCAGGAUGUGAAGUUCAAGCUGCGGCACAACCUGGAGCAGCUGCGGGUGGCCGCCAGUGCGGCGCAGGCGCUGAGCCGGGAGCAGCUGGCCUUGCUGAAGCUUGUGCUGGCCCGCGGCCUCUACCCACAGCUCGCCGCGCCCGACCCAUUCAACAGCGGCCGCAAGGACUCCGACCAGAUUUUCCACACGCAGGCCAAGCAGGGCGCCGUGCUGCACCCCACCUGCGUCUUCGCCAGCAGCCCCGAGGUGCUGCACACUAGGGAGCCAGAGGCCAGGGGUGGCGAAGGGAGCCGAGAUGACAAGGACAAGAUGAGCAGCAGGCACCAGCUCCUCGCCUUCGUGUCCUUGCUGGAGACCACCAAGCCGUACCUGGUGAACUGCGUGCGCGUCCCCGCCCUGCAGUCCCUCCUGCUGUUCAGCCGUUCCCUGGACACCAACGGUGACUGCUCCCGCCUGGUGGCCGACGGCUGGCUGGAGCUCCAGCUGGCCGACAGCGAGAGUGCCGUCGGGCUCCUGGCGGCCUCCCUGCGGCUCCGCGCCCGCUGGGAGCAGGUCCUGGCCCGGCAGCUGGCCCGGCAGGCCCGGCGGCGGCCGGAGGAGGAGGAGGAAGAUGAGGACGAGGAGGAGGCGGCGGUCCACCGCAGGGAGGAGGCGGCCCUGAGCAGGGAGCUGCUGCGGUUCGCAGCGUCCCAGGUUCCCUACAGCCUCCGGCGGCUCAUGGGGCUGGAAAUCCAGAACCUCUAUGUGGGACCUCAGACCAUCACGGCUGCCCCCAGUCUCCCUGGUCUCUUUGGCAGCUCUACCCUGUCCCCCCACCCCACCAAAGGGGGCUACGCGGUCACUGACUUCCUCACCUACAACUGCCUCACGAGUGACACGGACCUGUACAGCGACUGCCUCCGCACCUUCUGGACCUGCCCCCAUUGCGGCCUGCACGCCCCCCUGACGCCCUUGGAGCGCGUGGCCCACGAGAACAGCUGCCCCCAGGCCCCGCAGGACGGCGCCCCGGGGGCCGAGGAGGCCGCCCCCGAGCCCCCCCAGAAGGCGUCUGCCCUGCAGAGGCCCUACCACUGUGAGGCCUGCCAGCAGGACUUUCUGUUCACGCCCACGGAGGUGCUGCGGCACCGGAGGCAGCAUGUGUGAGCCAGCCGGGCCGGGACGAGGACUCGCGCCCGAACCCCCGGCCUGGGCUCAGCCCCGCAGGAAGUGGGGGGAACAUGUGAAUAAAGCCUUAUUGCUGACGCGGACCCUCAAGCCUGCCCUUCCAGACAGCGGCAGCUGCCUGUGGCGGUCCUCCGCGUGGUCUGCCUCUCGCCCCUCCUGCUGCGGUCUGCCAUCAAGGUGGCCUGGCCCUGUGUGGGAGUCGAGGGCGAGCAGGGCCUCCAGGGUCCGGGUGCAGGGCCUGGGCUCCCUGCCGCUGCUGCCUCCCGAGUGUGCUCGUGGCCUCUGCUUUCCCUCAAACUCGGCAGCCUCGGUGUUGGCCCGGCCACAGGGUCCCUUCCAGACUGGGCAGGGGGACCGUGUGUGUCCCUGUUCACCUGGGCCCAUGGCUGCACCACAGGCCCGCUCACAGCGUGGUCUCCAGGCCGCUCCUGCUCAGGGUCCAGGGGCCGUUCUCAGCCAUCCCUGCGUCCUCCCCGGCUGGCCACGCCUGCCCUACAGACACGGAAGGGACGGGGGACACUGAACGACCGGAUGCCGUAAACCACACAACUCGGCUGAAAUGGGAAAUGUCUUGAAAGACAAACUACCAAAGCUCACCCGAGAAGAAAUAGAUACACUGGACCGCUCAUGGCUGAUGAGCAGUGUGUAGGUCCACGCCCAGGAUCCGAACCUGCGAACCCCAGGCUUUUGAAGCAGAAUAUGGGAACUUAACUAGUACACCACUGAGCUGGCCCCAGGACAUUGAAUUCAUAGUUACAGACGCAGAGAACAGGUGGGGGGUGGCUCCCUGGUGACCUGGAGCAGACACGGAAGAAUGAGGCACUGUGCUCGACGACAGCUCCCUCACGGUGGGGAGGCCGCCUCUGGCCGAGUUCACGAGGGCAGCAUGGCUCUAACGCCAAAACCAAAGACGACUCCGGAAAGGAGGCUGUGGACCGACGUCCUCCGUGAGCGCGGACACAGAGAUCCCUUGUAAAGGUCCGGCGCCUCCCGCUCAGCGAUGUGCAAACAGCAGAGCAGCUCACGGCCGGGCGUCGCUUCUUCCGGGGCGGCCACGUUGGUUCCGCAUUUGAAAAUCAGUCAGUGUGACUGGCCGUGGCGCAGACGAGGGUGCGUGUGACAACCUUCGACAGCUCGAGGCCGCGGGGAGACUCUGCACUCUGCGCCUGCAGCGCUUUGCUCUGGCCAGUGAGCCCAGCUCAACUGCCCUUUGCCCCGAGGUUCCGUCUUGACGCGGGACCCUGGGGAAGCCCUUUUUGUGUAUAUAUAUAUUUUUUCCUGAGUGUCAAAGCAACGCGUGGCGGCCUCGGGUGGGAUUGGAGCCUAAACAGAAGCCACUGCAGGUGCUUCAAACAGGAAGGGAUUUAACACGGAAUCGGGUGCUCACGAGACGGCGGGAGGCUGGGGCAGUGGCUCUGGGCCGGGCCCUUGGGAAGGACCCAGGACGACAGCACAGAGCCACGCGCCGGGGCCCUGCUGCCUCUGAACCACGGGGCUCAGCAGCGCCCAGCCUGGCCGUGACCCGGGGUCCCGGCUCUGGAGGGACCCCACCCGCCGAAGCCUGUGCUACGUCCGAGUCCAGCUCCAGGGCGUCUGGGCGACAUGGCUGCCACCUCCGGCCUCUGCUGCCAGGACGGUGGGGGAGGCCGCCCGGCCCAGCCGUGUCCCCAGUGAGGGACGGGGAGAAAUGAGAAGACAGCAGCCGAGGGAGGGGACGCCCGCCCACCGCUCCCCGCCCCCCCUGGGCUCAGGUGUCUCCCCAGGCCUCUGCCCGCGUGUCCGCACCCCUCUUGUAACUCGUCCAGGUUCCGCUGUGUGUCGUUCUCUGACCUCUCCGUUGAAUGCUUCUCUGUGGCUAGUUUGGAGUAUUUCUCCAGGUCAUUGUGAAUUCUUCCAAAAUUAGGUUUUGCUGGAGCCGUGAAAGGGCGCAUUGUUCGGCGCGCCGUUCAGCUCCUUGCUAAGCCCUGUUCCCGGCUCGGCCUUUGCAUCGGUUCUCUUCUCUUCUCUUCCAGUAACACAAUAGGCACUGUCUUUGCAUACAUCUUCUUGCAGGAAUGUUGUCCAUUUCUUGGGUUCCUGUUUUUAAAAAGUUUUCUCCGUUAUAGAAAACUUGGAAAAGCUGGAGAAAAUAGUAAGGAAAAGGAGUGCCCUGGAGUCCCCCCGAGGGGCUCUGGGCGGGGGUCGUGGGCUGAGCACGUUGCGGACCGGGAGACCCAGUGGCUUUACCCAGAGCGGCACAUCCACAUGGCCCGGCGUUCCCCGGGGCCGAGCCCGCGGUCCGGCUGCAGACGCCUCCCUCCCCGCGACCCGGACAGCGCUUCCUCCCCCCUCCCCAGCUCUCUGGCGGCCUGCCUCUGCUGUGUGCUUGUCCCCAGACUUCCGGCCACUUCCUUAGGACUCGUUCCUGAGAGGCCAUCAGGGUCAAAAGGUGAGAGCAUUUGGGAGCAGUGUUUAGCACAGACUGCAGAAUUUCUCCUUUUUAGCCAUCUGUGUUUCCGAACAACUUGCAAGAGAAAUCGCACAUGCUCUCGUAUUGUAGCCAACACGCAACGGUGCCCCUCUGUGCCAGGCACUGUUCUAAGCACUCUGUAUAUGGACUCACUUGAACUUUGAGACAGUCCCGCAAGAUAAAUACUCUCGUUACCCUCCGUUUUGCAGAUGGAGAAGCUGAGGCCCAGAGAGGUUGAGUAACCAGCGCAAGGUUGCACAGCGAGUAUGUAGCAGUGUUGGGUUUUGAGUCCAGAGUGUCUGGCCCCUGAGUUCGUGCUCUUAAACACAAUUCUCUGCUGCGUGUGGAGCUUGCUUUUUAACAGCCAAGCAGAGCUCCACAGCGUCGUUUAGUCAGCCAUUACCCGAUUGGUGAGUGUCGUGGCUUCCGAUUUUCUGAUACAAUCGGGGGUGGAUCCAGGUUUUGUGGGGCCUGAAGCUCCUACAAUUUUGGGGGCCCUCUUUGGUAAAAACUACAGAACUGUAAACACAAAUAGGGGCGGGGCCUGAACAAGCCAGGGGGCCUGAGGCUCCGGCGGCCGGAGCAUCGCGGGACACCCCCCUUUGCCGCCCGGACCGCAGGGACCCCGGGAACCGCGCGCGCCUCUGCGCAUGUGCGCGAGGGCCGGCAGGACGCGUGCUGGAGGCGGGGUCUGCGCCUGGACAGGAUGCUCGGAGAGCCGUGGCUGAGGGUCUUUAUCAGGACGCCAACCGGGCAGGAGAGCGGAGCGCGGUGCAGGGCCGCGAGGGCGAGAACUUUGUCCAGCAACGGGCACCACUCAAAGGGCGGGCAGGCCGCGCGCAGGAAGGUGUGCAGGACGCACGUCCCACGAGCGCUGGCGUCCGGGAUACAGAAGGAGCUCCCCCAAGUCAGGGAGGACAGGCGGACCGGCAGAAAACAGGCCAAACGCUUAAACGGACGAGGCCCCAGAGAGGCCGUGGGGACAGACCCGCAGCCGGGGCCACGCGGGUCUCCUGGGGCCUCGUGAUGCCGGCGGGAGGCGGAGGACGGGCGCCUGGGAAACACAGGGACGGGCGGGGGCCGCAGCCGCAGGCCCGUCCAGCGGGCGACGGAGAGGUCAUUGCACAGGGCAGGAGGACGAAGUUGCUGGGUGGGGUUUGGAACGAGAGUCCGCUGGGGGGAGUGGAGACUGCGGGGUGCGCACCGUUUCCCAUCGGCUGCGCCGCGGGGGUCGUGGGGGUCGUGGGUUCCUGUCGGGCCGCGCUGUGGCUGUCUUCCCGUUGGGGUCUUUGAUUGACAGCCCUUCCUGCAAUGGGCCCCGCCCGGCCGGGGCGCCCCCUUCCCGGCUCCCGACUCCGGUUUAAAUGAGGUUUCCCUUCAGUGUGCAUCUUCACGGCCGCGCUCAGCAUCUGACGGCAAAGCCUCUCCUGCGGGUUUACGCGCGAGAAAUGGAAACGCGUGCGCGGAAGACCUUGUAUGAGGAUGUCCAUGGGCCGCCCCGGUCCGAGCGGUUAUGUUCCCGCUCUCCGCUUCGCCGGCCCAGGGUUUGCAGGUUCGGAUCCUGGGCGCGGACAGGGCACCGCUCAUCAGGCCACGCUGAGGCGGCGUCCCACAUGCCACAACUGGAAGGACCCACAACUAAAAAUAUACAACUACAUACUGGCAGGAUUUGGGGAGAAAAAGCAAAAAAAAAAAAAAAAGGAGAAUGUUCAUAGCAACUUUAUCCAUGACAGCCCCAAACUGGAAGCACCCUAAACACCGGGAGAAGAGAGAGCGCGCGGUAGAUCCAGCGCGUGCUGUGUGGCUCCAUUUACAUGAAAGUCUAGAAAAGGCGAGUCUCAUAAAGGGGGACAGGAAGCAGGUCAGUGGUUGCCUGGGGCCGAGGCGCCAACUAGAAGAGGGGGGACCAGGGAACCUUCUGGGGGUUGAAGAUGCUCUGUGUCUUGAUUGGGGUGGUGGCUACACAGGUGUGUUUGUCAGAAUGUGUUGACAUUUGGUGACAUGUAAACUAGACCUCAGUGAAAUUGAUCGCCGUUCGCCGCCCCGCCUGCCCCUCCGCAGAGGUGACCAUCAGUCAGGGUCACUGGGCAUCAUUUUGCUGCGUCUUGUGUCGGAUUCUGCUCAAGGACGUGCAUACGGAAAUAAAAUGUUUUGAUUUUUCAAAAAAUG
Equus caballus (horse) is the source of this 11190-nucleotide messenger RNA. Lineage: Eukaryota; Metazoa; Chordata; Mammalia; Perissodactyla; Equidae. The record is from RefSeq and is a predicted model, not a curated record.